GAGAACGAGACUUUCUCUUGGAGUAGUCCGAAUCUUAAACCAGUGUCACGGGAUUAAGUCGGUUAACUCCCUUCUCCAACUAUCUGUCAACUGUUAGUCUGUCAUAUCCUUGAGCUCCACCCAAGUCCGUUGCAGUUGCAGUUGCAGUUCCCAUGGUAAUGGCAAGCACCUACGCCAUCUCCGGCAUUCCAUCUCCCAAAGCAUUCGGACAUUCACACUCCGAUUCCCGCAACUUUUUUCUCUCCUCAAAUCGCUCGACCUCGCUUCAUUCUCAUCGCCCAUUCCCUAAUUCCAACCUCAAUUCAAAAUUUCUAUCACCACCAUUGUCAUUUUCGUCGUCAUCAAUGGCUUCCACUAUCCGAGUAACCUCUUCCUCCGCCGCAGUCGGAACAUCGUCAUCAUCUGUGGUAGUUGGUGACAGUGAUUUGUUGAUUGUUGGACCUGGUGUUCUCGGCCGCUUAGUAGCUCAACAGUGGAGUCAGGAUCAUUCGGGGUGUCAAGUUUAUGGGAAGACUGCGACAACAGAUCAUCAUGAUGAAUUGAUAAACAUUGGAAUAAUUCCUUUACUGAAGGAAACUACGCUGCCCUGCCAGUUUCCCUAUGUUAUUUUCUGUGCUCCUCCAUCAAGAAGUCCAGAUUAUGCAGCGGAUGUUAGGGAAGCAGCAUCAAGUUGGAAUGGUGAAGGAUCCUUUGUUUUCACAUCAAGCUCUGCACUAGUUGACUGCACUGACAACGGGAGUUGUAAUGAGGAAACCCCUGCUGUACCAAUGGGAAAGAGACCUAGAACUGAUGUCCUUCUAAAAGCAGAGAACGUUGUUCUGGAUUAUGGUGGUUGUGUUCUUCGAUUGGCGGGACUCUACAAAGCUGAUAGAGGUGCCCACACUUACUGGUUGAAGCAAGGAAAGAGUGACCUUCGGGCAGAUCACUUUGUCAACCUUAUUCACUAUGAAGAUGCAGCAUCACUAGCAAUUGCAAUCUUGAAAAAGAAUUUACGUGCAAAGGUCUUCCUGGGUUGUGACAAUCAUCCUUUGUCAAGGAAAGAAAUUAUGGAUCUGGUUAAUAAGAGUGGAAAAUUCAGUGAUAAGUUUGAGGGUUUUACAGGUGCCGACGAUUCUCUUGGUAAAAGAUUGAAUAAUUCAAAAACGCGUGCCGAAAUUGGUUGGGAACCAAGAUACCCGAGCUUUGCUGAAUUUCUUGAAGUUAUGUAAAUGGUCAUCAUAGACAAGUGCAUGAUUAUGAAGCAGUUCCUUUUUGCCCCUGUUGAUCACUAUAUCCAGUUGAUUGGUUACUUUCCUUUGUGUAAAAUGUAUUAUUGGACUUGAAAAUUUGAAAUAUGCAACUGACCGUAGUUUGUUGA
Molecule: messenger RNA, 1357 nt
Organism: Spinacia oleracea (spinach)
Lineage: Eukaryota; Viridiplantae; Streptophyta; Magnoliopsida; Caryophyllales; Amaranthaceae
Exons: 8
Coding region: 153-1208 (351 amino acids)
Source: RefSeq, a predicted model, not a curated record